Molecule: messenger RNA, 9042 nt
Organism: Zootermopsis nevadensis
Lineage: Eukaryota; Metazoa; Arthropoda; Insecta; Blattodea; Termopsidae
Source: RefSeq, a predicted model, not a curated record
GCGUUUUUUUUACGUGUGUAAAUGGCGAAAAUGUCAGUUGGGUUGUUGGACACUUGGAAAAAAUAUGGUACGGGAAUAUGUUAGUUUUUUAAUCGUCCUUGUGAAAGACUGGUUUAUAUAGUUGUCAUAAUAAUCUUUGUUCGUCAAACAUGAUGGAAAUUGAGCAAGAAACUGUGUAUGGCACACAUGAGGAUUCUCAUGUUGUUAUGUCAGAAAAAGUGCAAUCAUUAGCUGGUAGUAUAUACCAAGAAUUUGAAAAAAUGAUAGCCAAAUAUGACGAAGACGUAGUUAAGGAUUUGAUGCCACUUGUGGUAAAUGUACUAGAGUGUCUUGAUUUGUCGUAUACCGAAAAUCAAGAACAUGAAGUGGAACUCGAAUUGUUGAGGGAAGACAACGAACAGCUGGUUACCCAAUACGAACGAGAAAAACAACUAAGGAAAACGUCGGAACAGAAAUUAUUAGAGCUUGAAGAUGCUGGAGAAGAUGAAAGAAAGGAUCUGCAUGGACAAAUUGAAAGUCUGGAGUCAAUUUUACGAAUGCUGGAGCUGAAAUCAAAGAAUUCUUCAGAUCAUGUGUGUCGACUGGAGGAAAAGGAGCAGGAACAGAAGCGAGAGUACGCCAAACUUCACGAACGCUACACAGAGUUGUUCAAGACGCACAUGGACUACAUGGAACGUGUCAAGAUUAUUAUGGGAAACACAGAACGAUUGGAGGGUGUGGCACGUGGACGUUUACCACAAGUGAACCUUGCUCAGCUCAACAGAUCUUCUGGUCCUGUUUCUUUUGGGUUCACAUCGCUUGAGGCUGGGCUGAGGUCAGUAACAAGUCCUGGAGAAUAUGUGGGAUCUACGUCACCUCCUGACAGUAAUCACUCAAAUACUAGUCUGCGAAAUGAGCUACAGGAAACUCAGUUGGGUUCAGAGAGCUCUCGAGUGGUAGAUGAGCAGCACAACAAGAAUAGAGAGACUUCGGAGAAGGGUCAGCUAACAGACACCAUUUCAACGGAACAUCGUGGCACAGUCACAAGAGGCGGUUGGGUUGAUGGAUUCAGCCCUGAUACAAAGGAGUCUACACCAGAGCUGGAGGAUGUAGAAGCUCUGAUGACAACCAUUGUUUCACCAAUUGGUAGAAGCAAAACAAAAAAAGAACAGAGGAGUGGCAACACGCUGUAUCAAGAAUUGAGUUUCCAGGAUGCCGAAGCUCUUGUGGAGAUGGACGAGGGGGCCGACAUUACAGGCAGUUGGGUUCACCCAGGAGAGUAUGCCUCGUCAGUAAAUGACAACUUCUUUGGAAUGGGCAAAGAGGUGGAGAACCUCAUCAUGGAGAACAAUGAACUACUUGCGACCAAAAAUGCACUCAACAUUGUGAAGGAUGAUUUAAUUGUCAAAGUUGAUGAGCUUACAAGUGAACAGGAAAUUCUGCGGGAGGAAAUCAAGUCGCUGUACGCUGUAAGGGGCCGGCUGGGGCAACGAAUCCAGGAGCUGGAGGAGGAACUGAAAAGAGUGCGUGAAGAAGCAGAACGCACAGCUAAGGCUUCCAAAUCUGAUGACGAACAGGAGGAUGUCCCAAUGGCACAGAGGAAGCGUUUCACAAGGGUAGAAAUGGCGCGAGUGUUAAUGGAAAGGAACCAGUAUAAGGAACGAUUCAUGGAACUGCAGGAAGCCGUUCGCUGGACAGAGAUGAUUCGAGCCAGUCGGAAUGAUCCCACGUUAGAUAAGAAGAGCAAGCAAAGCAUAUGGAAGUUUUUUAGCAACUUGUUCAGCGCAACAGAACGGCCGCAACGAAAACCUCUGCCUUAUGUUAAUGUGCGCUACAGUGCACCUACGCACCUUGUGAGCCCAGCCCUUGACACCAUGAGGAAGCGCUCGCUAAAUGAUCGCAAACGUGGUCUUGACUUCAUGGAUGGCGAACUAUCUUCAGAGAAGCUUGCCGCUCGCCGUGCAACUGAGAGACGAGAACAGUACAGACAGGUGAGAGCCCACGUUCGCAAGGAUGACGGACGGCUACAAGCGUAUGGUUGGAGUUUGCCUGCCAAGGUUCCAGGAUCUGCGGGUUCGGUUGCACAGACCCCACCGACAAGUAAUGCAGGCCGCCAGCUCACCACAAGUACCAACCAAGUACCAGUGCCAGUACCUGUGUACUGCCGCCCUUUGAACGAAAAGGAGCCUGGUAUGAAAAUUUGGUGUGCAGCUGGGGUAAACCUACAAGGAGGCCGCACACGUGAUGGUGGUAAUCUCGUGGGAGCAAGUGUGUUCUAUACUACAAGUCGACCCGAGGGCAUGGAAAAGGGUGAAGGGGAAAUGCCAGAGAAGACAACUGGCAGUGAGGUAGACGACCUGGAUCAGGAACUCAGGAAAGGAGAGAAGCUGUGUCGAGAAAGCCAGGAGCUAGAGAGACAGCUGUCCAGUUUAGUGUGGAUAUGCACUAGCACCCAUGCAGCAAGCAAAGUGACUGUCAUCGAUGCCAAUAAUCCAGCAGAUAUCCUCGAGUCUUUCAGUGUAUGCAGCUCUUACCUCCUCUGUAUUGCAAGUGUGCCAGGUGCACAGGAAGGAGACUAUUCAGAGUCUGAUAUGGAGGUAAACAACAAAGAGAUGACGGAACAACAGGAGAAAGAAGUCUCGUGCGUGUCAGCGGAAAAUGAAGUAGAAGAUGCAGAUUCAGGAGACCACGAACCAAACAUUGGAAAGAUUUCGUUUGUAAGCUGUGCAACAGGCAGUAGCCAUCCGACAAGUGAUGCUUCAACCAACAGAGACCGUGACAGUAUGGAGACAGCGCCUCCAUCGUGGCAUCUGGUGAAGGACAUUACAGCAGUUGACAGGGAUGGACUUUCACAGCUCUCAAAAGAGAAUGAACUGUGUGAGGAGGCAGAGAAGAUGAGCAGUGUGCUGCCCACCAUGUGGUUAGGAUCCCAGAAUGGACAUAUCUAUGUCCAUUCAGGUGUUUCUCAGUGGCAUCGAUGUUUGCACUCAGUACGUCUCAAGGACUCUGUACUCAGCAUAGUUCAUGUUAGUGGCCGUGUAUUGGUAGCGCUUGCAGAUGGGUCAGUAGCCAUAUUCUGCAGGGGUCCUGAUGGUCAGUGGGACUUGGGAAGUUACCAUUUAGUUGAUCUAGGAUUGCCUCAUCACUCCAUUCGGUGCAUGGUGGCCGUCUACGGAAGAGUGUGGUGUGGCUACAGAAACAAGAUUCAUGUAUUACACCCAAGAAGUCUGCAGGUGGAGAAGUCCUUGGAUGCUCACCCCCGGCGUGAGAGCCAGGUUCGUCAAAUGGCCUGGCUCGGAGAUGGCGUGUGGGUGUCAAUCCGACUGGACUCUACGCUGAGGCUUUAUCACGCCCACACAUACCAACACCUCCAGGACGUCGACAUUGAACCUUACGUCAGCAAAAUGCUAGCAGAGUUUCCUGGACGUAGUACAGGCAAGUUGGGAUUCUCCUUUGUGCGGAUCACAGCAUUGCUCAUUUCUUCCAGUCGUCUGUGGAUUGGAACUGGCAACGGUGUCAUUAUCUCAGUUCCUCUUUCUGAAAGUGCUGGAACCAGAAGUAACAGCAGCAAUCUACAAGGAAUGCACAGGAAUAUGCCUGGUGGAGUAGUGCGCGUGUAUGCUGACAGCUCGGGUAGCAGAGUCACGCCUGGAAGUUUCAUCCCAUACUGCUCCAUGGCGCAGGCCCAGUUGUCAUUUCACGGCCAUCGAGAUGCUGUGAAGUUCUUCGUUGCUAUUCCAGGUUCUGGGGGUUUGUCUGCAGCGAUGAGUGAUGCACCUCUUUUACAGAACGUGGAAUUGGAGGCGCUGGAACGAAAGAAGCCCGCGUCUAUGUUAGUGAUGUCUGGCGGCGAGGGUUACAUUGACUUCCGCAUUGGUGAUGGGGAAGAGGAUGAGCUGGAAGGUGAAACGGAGCCAAUGGGAAGUUCUCAGCAACAGGAUAGAGAAUUGAGGGGCGAACGCAGUCAUCUUAUCGUAUGGCAGGUCGCAAUGCAAGAUUGAGGCCUCCCUGUUCUGCAAGAGUGAUUUACUUGCCAACAUGUCGCAUUUGUAGUUUCAAACCAUCGGUGAGCUAUGAUUAAAUUGUAACUGGGAUGCACAUGUGUUCAUUGUACCACAAUUUCCAAGUAAUUCUUCAUUACUUGUCUUAGUGAGUUGCUACAAAAUGAAGAUCAUUCGUCAUAAAGAUGGGAGCGACUCAAGUAGAAACUUAUAAUUAUCUGAUUUUUGUGUACAUACACAAAACUAGAUCAGAAUUUUGUCUGAGAAUUGAAUGGUAAUUUAAAAUCCAGUACCAUAUUAUUCAGCUAACCUAACCUUAAACUUGUAUUUAAAGCAAAAUCCAUUCUGGUCAAUAUUAUACAUGUACUUGGGAGGAGAGCGUGUUGUUUUAAUUUUGUAGAAAGCUUUUGAUAAUACAAAACACUUUUUGUACAUUUUGACUUUGUUAGACUUCAUCAGGUGUCGGUCCCCACAAAAGUUACUGUCGUUACUCGCGCGCUCUGGGCGUCGCAGUUAAAAUUAUUUCAGCAGAACUGCGUAGAUUCAGUUCUUAGCGGGCGGCUAUGAUCUUGAAAGUGCAGGACGCGGUACUUUGUCGAAAAUAUUUCUGUAUGAAGUUUGACAAAUCUAGUCAGAAUGAAAGUGUUAGACAAUUUGCUUUGCCUUUCUUAUGCAGAUCUUAUUAGAACAGAUUUUGUUCGUACAUUCUGAUGUGAAAAUUAUGAAUGAACACAAAGUAAAACAGUUUGCAUUACCAAAUUACUAACAGGAAAAGUGUUGCGCACACUUUAAAGGGCUAUGAAGCGCGAGUAUUGCGGACAUUGAUUUAAUUUAUUGACCAACAGCAGCGCUAACAGUAGAGUAGUAAUAUUGUUGUACAUAAUGAAUAAUUAUUAUUUGCAGCUAGUUUGGCGCCAGGGACGGAAGCCCCGCUGCUUUCAUGUUUUAAUCCUUUCAAAGUUGCUACUUUCUACAAGCAUAAAAUUUAUUUUGAAGACUGCUUGACCAGAUAUGAACACAAAUCUUAAAACAUUUGGAAAAUGAGAUUUUAGGUUGUUAUGGCGAUAAGUUGUGAUUGUUCUUCUGGGUUGUAACACUACGUGAUCUUGUACGUAGAUACCAAGAUUUUGGAGGAACACGCUGCCACCGUUUUCAGGGCUGACCACAUCACAUAACCCUGAAGCCCAACUGCGACAUUUGAGUGUGUAACUCACGUUUCAGGUGACAGUCACGUCGAUUAUUUGAUGUUAACCAAAGUUUUUGGCAAAUAUUGCACUUACCAUUUUCAACGUGGGUGUGAGGUGGGGUUAGUUGAAAAGGCCUUGUAUUGGGCAGACUGCGGGCACAAUAUAAAUUUGAUAGUGUUGAUCGUCGGAGAAGAGGAGUGGGGUGCUAUGCGAUGGGAGAUGAGUGCAUGGUUGAGGAGGGAAGGAGUGCUCGGCUAUCGCCGAUUGCUGGUUCACCAGUCUGGAGUCUCUUAUGUGUUCCAUAAUGCUUGUGGGUAUGUGAUGGCUGGUUUGUGGAAUGUACCAGGAGACUGGAAAGCCAGUGAUCAACAGUAGCCGAGCAUUCUACAGCCACCGGACGUUUCAUUGGCUUCAAAACAGAAGUCAUUGCUAGCAUCAGCAACUACCGUCCUUGCAUAAUCAGGGAGGCAUUCAAAAUAGCCAAAGACCCACAAAUUUUAACCAUGAAAAUGACUACAGGCUAAGCAAAGCCUGGCUUUUUCUAUUUAUUCCCAAACCAUAGAUUGUAUUGAGCCCUCGAAAGGGUGAGUAUACUAUCACCUCUCCAACGCUUGUCAUCGAACAGCUGCCACUAUCUUCCACUUAAUUGCUGCAAAUCCUUUCACCGGAACCUCCUCUUCCCCUCAUCCUAAUUUUCCUCUCACCUCUCCUUAACCAUGUGCUCGUCUCCUGCUGCUCUGCUCCGCCAGUCAGCACUAUCGAAUUUGUAUCUCACCCACCGUCUGCGCAAUACAAGGCCUUCUGAUCUGACCCCACCUGCAAUAUUUGCCAAAUUCCUGAUUAACACCAAAUAUUUGACACAGCUCUCACUCAAGAGCCAAAGGUGUGCAAUGAACUCCAGCCGUAAAAACCAACAAAGAACAAUAGAAAUUUUUCUUUCGUAAAUUACGUGUCGGAUGCUAAUCUGUGGACCAGAACAAUUUGCCGUUAGCUGAGUCUCUUACUUCUCCAGUUUGUGUAAUCUGCGCGUCCCCAUUAGGCUUUUUUGCAAUUCUUUGAAGUUGUGAUAUCACGUCUUCUUUAAAUGUCGGCUUGUUUAAUGUAGUGUAACAGGUUGAGAGGUAUUUUAUUUGCAAUAAAGUUUAGCAUUCUAACCUAACCUAACCUAACCUAAUCCAACCUAACCUAACCUAACCUAACCUAACCAAGUAGUUGGUUCCUUCUGGAGUGUGGGCUUGGGUGAAUAUGAGAUUUGAAAUUAUGGUUAUAUACUGCAACAUUUCAUACACUAUAAAACUAGUAGAAACCAGUGGCGGAUUAUAAUAAAUAACAUUAUAUAACCUUUUGUAGAAUGUUUAAUAAGAGCAUUAAUGACAUAUUUAUUUAUUUAUCUCAUAAGGAUUGUUAUAUUAUGAUGUAUUACUUUUAGCAGAAGAUAGAAGUAUUCUGUGAUAUUUUAUUGAUGCUUGUGAAACAUCCAUUGUCCAAAUAAUAGGUUGCUGUGUAUUCAGCUGAAGGUUUAUUAUAAAGUCACUGUAAAUAUUUUAAUUCCCAUUUUCUUUUGUGAGCGACAGUUAGCUAUGUAUGUUUUUAAUUUAAUUAUAAUGUCUGUGGAAAUGAAUUACGAGUAUUUUCCCUGUAGAUCUUACUCUGUGAGUCUUUAAAUUUUAGAAUCUGAAUGCUGAAUUUGUUUAAAAAAUAAUCAAAACUGAAUGGCAAGUGACCUUGAUUUUGUACACAGUUUGGUCCAAAAUGUACCUGCCAAGUUCAAACUUAACUCGCCAAUGAGUGAUUAUAAUUUUUAAACGAGUAUUGAGCAGUGGUUAUUCACCAUCAAACAGUAGGUUCAUUUAUAUUAAAACCCAGAAAUUGCCAGGUGAAGUUUGACACAUUUUGAAUCCUCGUCGAGAAAUUUGCCGAGACGGGAUUAGUUUCAGACGCUCAAUAGGAAGAUCUGAAUCCGGUAUUUAAAAGCUUUGAGUGAAGACACGUUGGGCACAUUAUAAUGUAAAUGACGUGAGACGCUGAUUUUAAUGGAUUCGUGUGCUUUUGUGAUUCAGUGGAAAUAAAGCGUCAAAACUUGGUAGGUAUAUUUUCGGCCGUUCUGUAUAUAACAUGCAGAAUGUACUGAACAGUACAGAUAUUACGAGAUAGCGCGGUCUUUUCUGUUGGAUGAUCAUUCAUUGCUUGUUACCAGCGAACUGCCUGCUAGCUCGUAAAUUAUUUUGACGUCGGUACAAAUUCCUCGAACUGAAGUACAUUUUGCAAGAUUGUGAUUGAAAUGAAACUAAAAGGACGUCUUGAUUUGUUUUAAUAUUGACUUCCAAGGACAGAACAACAACAACAGAAUUUGACGCCGUUUAGUAGAAUAAUCUGGGAAACGUAAGAAAUUUUAGUCCAUCUUACACACACGUAUUUUUAUUUGCUUAACUAGUGACAGUUUUAAGCACUUAAAUAAUAGAUGUAAUUAUUUUAUUAUUUCAAUUUAUUAUUGUAAUGAUGGUGGCGGUGGCGGUAAUAUAUGACGAUGCUAAUAAAAUCUAUUAAUUUUAAAUUGCUUUCCUAUGUACAACUGUUGCUAAAUAGGUCAGUAAUACUUGUUUUGUGCAAGGUGGGCUAAUAUUUUUACGUAUUGGUUGGAUUGAAAUUGUAAAUUUUCAGGGACGUCCCAAGUGACCAAUUUUGUUAAAGAGAAGUAAUACCUAAUUUGGUCAUUAAUAAAUUUCAAUGGAAUUUCAACAAGUGGCAAUCGCUCGUGUCCUCGGUACCCACAAAUUGAUGAUGAGACGUGAAUUUGGCACCAGGUCUCGAGAAGGUUGUGAAUCCCUGACCAACUUUCAUUUUUGUGCCUUGGACUCUGGGUAAUCCCCAGGCUGACUUGUUGUUUGGGGAAUCCUUCAUAAUAAUGUCGUCGCCCGGCCAGACGGGAAACGCAGCCUGCCCAUUGGAAGGAUUUCGACCCUCCGGCCAAUUCUUACAUCGCAGCCACCUUUACAAAGGUAAAUUCUGGCGACUGCACUUAUUUAUUACGCAGAGAAGUUGAGUUUUUCGUUAGAACAAUCAUUUCAUUUGACUUUGUGUGUGACCACCAAUUAAAAAAAAAUUAUUUUCUAUGAAACCACUUUUAAUUUUUAUGAAAUCAAUUUCAUAAACUAAUUUUCUCUGUGUGUGAGCUGCCUUACAGUUUGUUUCGCCAUCGUUAAAAGCAAACAUGUUUUAAAAUUUGAAGUUUUCACGUCAGUGAGUCCAAAGAUGGCUAUCUUCUGGGUUGUAGCGCUGUGUAGUCUUGUAUAAAUUUACAGAGGUCCCUGCUGCCUCCAUCAUCAGGCAUUUACCCUGGUGAUGGAGGCAGGAAGCCAUCAUCUGCAGCAGUGGAGACAGGCUGUAUCUUUUUAUUUAUUAGGGAGCUACAAAUAUGAUUUCAGCUUUAUUUGUGUGAUCUUAUUUAAAAAAUGAAAAAUGUUUUAGAAAUUUAAGUUGGACCACAGACCACUGGUUCAAACUCGCGUGGUUACAAAAGAAUUGUUGGUGUUCCUUGUUGCUGCAGACAGUUCUGGGUCAGACUGGGUGAUUAUGCUGUAUGAAACUUGUUUUGUUUUUUAACAUUUAUCAGCGCUGAUUUGGUGAAAUCCUGGAAGAAGCGACUUAAUUUUGACAUUUUUCCCAAUAAGAAUGACUACCAAUAUUUUCAGUUCGUAAUGAAGUGACUGUUGUUUGUGUUUUGUUUGUUUCUACACCUAACCAAAGAUUACCCUCUGCUUCGUAUUUGUAAUAUAUUUGUUCUAUUAGUAAGUGAAAAUAAACAUUUAAAAUCUGUUCUAUUAAAAUGCAUGAGUGGUUGCCAGGACAGCCCUCCCAGCAUCUACUCGGGAGAA